This is a messenger RNA of Prosopis cineraria, 1451 nucleotides long. Its product is annotated as protein-tyrosine-phosphatase PTP1-like. Gene Ontology annotation, biological process: protein dephosphorylation. The record is from RefSeq and is a predicted model, not a curated record. The transcript is spliced from 8 exons. Gene Ontology annotation, molecular function: protein tyrosine phosphatase activity. Bases 129 to 1133 code for a protein of 334 amino acids. NCBI's taxonomy places the organism in Eukaryota, Viridiplantae, Streptophyta, Magnoliopsida, Fabales, Fabaceae.
GCUUUCUGCUGUUGCAUUAGUGUUUGUAUGUAAAAGGUGCCUCAACCUCAACCAACCCCAUCUAUUCCCCCCCAUCUCUCUCCCUGUUUCUGCUAAGCGUAAAGUCUGAACCGAAUCUGAGAUCCGCCAUGGCUGCUUCUGCAUCUGCCAAUUUCUGUCACAAACCAUGGAAUCCCUCCCUCGAUACCCCUCCGAGAAUUUCUGUGACGCCUGAUCAGCUCGCUCGCUGCACUGAAGCGAUGGCUAGCUUUAGGCAGAAAACGCCGGAGAUGAUCCGUCAAGAGUACGAUCACUUGAAGGCCAGUUUGGAUCUAAUAGAAGAAAAGGAGCUGGCCGGAAGAUGCACUGUUGCUCUAAAUGACGCCAAUUUAAAAAAAAAUCGGUAUCCGGAAAAUAUCCUGCCAUUUGACGAGAACAGGGUUGUUCUGGAAUCAAGUACAGAUGCCAGACCCAUGGCCAUGGGAUUUAUCAAUGCAAGCUUUCUCUCGAUAGCUCCCUCUGAAAGUGUUUCUCAGUUUAUAGCCACGCAAGGUCCACUACAACAUACUUGUGAGGAUUUCUGGGAAAUGGUAAUCCAAUUCCACUGCCCCGUCAUUGUGAAUCUCACUCGGCUCUUUGAGUAUGAAAAGAAAACAGGCAAGGACAAGGAGAAAUGUUUCGAUUAUUUUCAAGCUGAGGAGGGACCUAAAACGUUUGGUAAUAUCUCUAUUGUUUGUGAAUGGAUGAAAACUACAAAAGAAUCAUUGGUACUGCGCUAUUUGAAGGUCCAAAGAAAGGAAGAUCCGCCCUUAUAUGUUUUGCACAUCCAUUAUCCUGACUGGCCUGACCAUGGAGUUCCCGAAGAAACAAAUGCUGUGCGUGCAAUUUUUAAGAGAUUGUACUGUUUACCACCAAAAUGUGGCCCAAUAGUUGUGCACUGCAGUGCAGGCAUUGGCAGAACUGGAACAUACUGUGCAGUUCACAAUACAAUUCAGAGAAUCCUUGCCGGCUAUAAGUCUGCCUGGGAUCUUCAUAAUACCAUAUGUGUCUUCAGGUCACAGCGAUAUGCAAUGGCUCGCGAAAAGGAUCAGUACUUUUUCUGCUACAAAGCUAUUGCAGAGGAACUGAAAGACCUUGUUUCUCAUCAGCAAUGAGGUGGGUGUGUUGGCCUGGAAAGUCCUUUAUUGCAACAAAUUUUCCCCCAGUUUUCUUCAUCCAUUAGCAUGAUAAAUUGCAGUCACAUUUGAUGUAAACAUUUGAACUAGACUUGGUAAUAUGGAUCAACCUGUAAGCUGGCCCGCAAUGGAUUGUGAGCUUGGUAGGGCGGGUUGAUAUAACUCAUAUCUCGUGCGGGCUGUAUUUUUGCCAACUCGAAGUGGGUUGGUAGGUUAGGCCGGUAAUUUUUUAUAUGCAUUUUUUAAUUUUAAAAAUUACAAAUUUAUCAUAAUGUCAAAAACUUUAUUUAUCAUUAA